UGCGCUGGGGAGGUGGUUUACGGAGGUAGCGGCGCAACACUGCCCAGGCCCAUUGGUGCCCGUAGGACACUAGUUAUUAUGACAUUUUUACUUGACUUGAAUAUUAAUACUGUUGCACUUUUCUUUUGUGGAUUUCAUCAUGCUGCAGUGAAAUAAUUAACAAAAACAAAACACAUUUUUUACCUGCACUAGCUCAUAAAUCAGUACUUUUCCAAACCAGAACCUGCCUGUUAAGGGAAGUCCUGACACGUGUUGCCCAGGAGCCUCUUACAUAAUGCACCCAUAUAAUAUAUGAAACAUUCAGCUGUGAAAUGCAGGAAAGUGAGAUUUACAGUUCAAAGUAUCAGUGUUAAUGAAUGAGCACAUUUUUUUGUGGUAUAUCUGCUGCAGAACUGACAGUGAUCCAGCUCUGUGCUCCUUUGAGGUGCUAACAGGGGACUUCAUCAUAAGCCAGCAGCUUGUCACUCAGUAUUCAGCACCCAAGCCAGAGAAAGGACACCCAAUUUACACCCAACAAUAUGCUGUUUUUCUGCUCUGACCUUUAAGCGGCCCCUAAUGUUUUAACAUGGACAAAUGCACCAUGUUCGGUAAAACAAAGUGAUUUCAGACCAUUUGUAUUGAGCAAAUUGGUGAUGAACAGCUGAAAUGCAGCAAUCCAGUGCAGGGGCAUUCCUAUCUAUGUGCUCAUUAUUGAUUUAGGUACAAAACCUUGCCUGCAUCAGGCAAAUGACUCCCCCUCAGGGUUCUUUAGAGGGGUUGUUCUCUUUUUAUGAUGUGAAAAUCCCAGAAAAAAAAUCAAUGUUUUUUUUUUUUUUGUUCUGGGCUGUUUUGUCCUCAUUAUCUCAUUCCUAUAGCUGAGUAAUGAGGUAAAGCUCCUGAGGGCUCGGGUCGUAGGUAGGCCAUGAUGACUUCAUCUCAGUGAAGUGAAAGUCACACUACAGGACUGUUUCAGCAGCCUCCAAGUGUCUCUGUGUCUAAUCCAAGCAAUGGCAUGGGCCCUUCACACCCCUGGGUGCUAUGAGAACCAGCAAAACAAAUAUUUUAGAGCUUAACAAGACCCUCAAAUACAACCCGCUUGCAGCUAUAGCACCUGAAAACGGAUGAAAAGGGACACUGAAAAUGUGUUUUUGAAAGGAAUGGAAUAAUCUGUCAUGGGGCAAACUUGUGUUGAAAGCAGUCACCCACCUUUCCCUCGUGGUCCUGCAGUUGUUCUCUGCAGACAGACUUUGCUAAGAUCUGGUCAUAAAAUGUUAGCAUUAUUUGAAUACUGGGGCAAAAGGAUGCUUAAAGCAGAACCUCAGCCUACCAUUCAUUACAUAAGAGCACAACAAAGAGUCACACAGUGAAGGGUUAUGGCUCGGGGUCGGGUGACAGCAGCAUAUGAUUCAUGGCUCGCUGUGCCCUUUUGUCUUGUCCUCCUUGUGGUGGGACCAUCCACUGCUCUUAGCCAGUGCUGUUUCACAGCCUUCAAGAGCUCGCUCACUAGCUCGCUGUCCCUUCCAAGCAAACCGGCAAUGUCAUUUCCCGUGUCUCCUUCUUUCCUACGAGCGGGAAAAAAGAAAGAAUAUGGCAUGUGUCACAAUAAGAGAUGUUCUUUUUUGCUUUAUCGUUUUGAUGUAGGGGACAACACAGUGUAUUAAAAUGACUUUGGAUUUAUCUGUAAAGGUUUUCCACAAAAGAAAACAUUACCUGGACUUUUGUUGCAUAAAGAGAGAACGACCCGACCUGUGUUUGGGGUUUAAGGGAGUGAUUUGUGCACAGACAAAAGAGGAGACAUGUGCCGAGGAGAAUAAUGCAGCACACUGCAAUAACCUUUGGUAUUAUACGUAGGCCAGAGCAGUUCCUCCUCUUAGACAUCUUGCCUGUUUAUUCUGUUUUGCUGUUCAGCUCUCAAAGCAAAAAUGCUGAUGAAGAACGAAGAGUUAAAAGACGAUUUUGAACAUUUUCAUAAAUUUCCUUACGUGGGCACAGCAUCAAGACAUCAAUAACAUCAAUACAGCUCAUGAUUAUUGAAAACCAUUGCUUUUAUGCAAAUCCAAUAUGUGAAUGCAUCAGUAUAAAUAUUGUUUUCGUUGUCAUUUGGUGGGACAGGCAGUCUAUAUUUAUGAGUGUGUGUCCAGGCUUGUAAAAUAAUACGAGUGUGACUGGGAGGACACUCUUUCACAGCAUGAAAAUAGGAAUGUUUGGUCUGCAGCAGAGGCUUCCCCCACCCAAAUGUGACUCCUCGAGCCUCUAAUGGAGUCAAACAGCUGCUGACACCAGCUGUGUGGCACAAUUGCCCUCCCCGUUUGCUACUGUUGAGACCUACAUGUGUCCUGCCACUCUGAUUUCUUAUAUGUCAAGGAAACCUCUGAAGGCACACAGACAUGAAUGAAUGGGGCAAUAGACCCGUUUGAGAUUGUACCAAAUAGCAGACGUGUCUCUUAUUUGAACUAUUUGGGCUCCACUUGAGAGAAAUUAGUCUGUUCUGAAUCAGUGUUUUUGUUUAGCUGAUGGUGUUAUUUGUCCUCCUAAAGGUCAGCAUUUUGUACGAGUAAUACUCUAACACUUGAAACUAUGUGAUAGUGUCACUUUUAUCCGCUCUGUAAGCCUUCUACAGAUACACUAAUCCUUUUAGAUAACAUUAUUGUGAUAUAUUGAUGGAGGAAAGAUCAAAAGAGAGUUUGUCAUUGUCUGUCCUCCACACAUGCGCAGGAGGCACAGCUGUGCGCGCGGGAGUUCCCACUCCUUUUGAUGCCAUUCAUGGAGCGGCUGUUGUCAAUGAGAGCAAUGAACAACCAAAUAUGGAGAAGGGGUUGCGCUGCUCAGCCCCCCUCUUACGGACACUUGUCAGAGUAUAAAUUGGUCUGAGGUGACCCUCUGGCACCCCUGGUUUACACACUCAAGAUCCAGCGCCUGGAGCUGAUCUGGUGAGUACCUGAAGGAGAGAAAGAGUAGAAUUCAAGCAGUGGAUUUAUCAUGUGAGGAUGGAUACAGGAUUUUAACACAGUUGGAAGUGACCCUCAUCUCUACCAAAGGUUUAUCAUCUAACUGAAAUGGAUCAUCUCAUUUUGUUGGCUUUUCAUCUUCUCAUCAAAAUUUGGAAUUUACGUUGUUUUUAAUAUGAGAAAAUGUUCAUUCAAUAACUCCUAAUCUAAUCUCUUACUACACAUUUCAAUAGCAUUUAAUAUCAUCUUAAUCAUGCUAAAUUAACCAUUAUGUUGUCCACAAAAGAAACCUUAUACACUGUUUUUUUAUUUUAAGUGAAAGGGAAAAAUCUUCUGUCAGCCUAUUAAAACUCACUAAGCUUCCAUCCCCGUGUGUCUUGCAGAGCUGGCAUCAUGUGCGACGAGGACGAGACUACUGCUUUGGUGUGUGAUAACGGCUCUGGCCUGGUGAAGGCUGGAUUCGCCGGCGAUGACGCACCUCGCGCCGUGUUUCCCUCCAUUGUUGGUCGCCCCCGUCACCAGGUAAAGUUGACUCUUUAUCAACUUUAAAGGCAUAAUAUUCUGGUGUGAUAAAAAAAAAAAAAAAAAAAGUAAGGUAUGGGCUGGAUGAAGGCCAGAUUUUUGUACGUGAAUGUGAUGUUAGGUAAGUCUUUAAUUUCAACACUCAUCCUGUCAUUGCAUUCAUCAGGGCGUCAUGGUCGGUAUGGGCCAGAAGGACUCCUACGUUGGCGACGAGGCCCAGAGCAAAAGAGGCAUCCUGACCCUGAAGUACCCCAUCGAGCAUGGUAUCAUCACUAACUGGGACGACAUGGAGAAGAUUUGGCACCACACCUUCUACAACGAGCUACGUGUGGCCCCAGAGGAGCACCCCACCUUGCUGACCGAGGCGCCCCUCAACCCCAAAGCCAACAGAGAGAAGAUGACCCAGAUCAUGUUCGAGACUUUUAAUGUUCCUGCGAUGUACGUUGCCAUCCAGGCCGUACUGUCCCUGUACGCAUCCGGUCGUACCACAGGUAUGGCAGCGCUCCAAUGUGUUGCAGAGGUUUUUUUUCACCUAAUAAAUAUUCGAAUAACACUAUCACGCACUCCUCACCAGGUAUUGUGCUGGACUCUGGGGAUGGUGUGACACACAACGUGCCAAUUUAUGAGGGUUACGCUCUGCCUCACGCCAUCAUGCGUUUGGAUCUGGCCGGUCGUGACCUCACUGAUUACCUCAUGAAAAUUCUGACCGAGCGUGGAUACUCUUUUGUCACAACUGGUAAGUGAUAACUUGGUUAUCAUCUUCUCAAACUAUUUUCAUCAUGUAGACUAAUAUUCAACAAUUCUUUCACCCUCCAGCUGAGCGUGAGAUCGUGCGUGACAUUAAGGAGAAGCUGUGCUAUGUGGCUCUUGACUUUGAGAACGAAAUGGCCACUGCAGCCUCCUCCUCGUCCCUGGAGAAGAGUUACGAGUUGCCAGACGGUCAGGUCAUCACCAUCGGCAACGAGCGCUUUCGCUGUCCAGAGACCCUCUUCCAGCCCUCGUUUAUCGGUAUGUAAAAGAGAGAACUUUACAGAUGAGGUGUUCACAGUAUCUGACACCAUACCGCGUUCUUCUCCCAUCUACAAACUCCUUGAUUAUGAUGGUGACCCCAUAGAGGGAUCAUUUUAUAAAGCAGAGUUACAAAAAGUCACCCUAGGCUGAAAUAAAACUUAGCAAGUGGAGAAAAUUUUUAAAUGGCGUACCAUUCGGCGUAAAAAACAGGUGCUUGUGCGUUGAAAAAACUGGCCUGAAAAAUUCAACAGCUGGGUCAUGGAUCAAACCCAGAGUGACGGAUUUCACGUGACUUUGCCCUCUAAUGCUAACAAGGAUGUGUUUAUUCAUAAAACCAGUUCAUGUUAUACCGUGGAUCUGGCUAAAGCUAUAGAAGUGAGAGGAGAAUGGCUGGUGGGUCCUUGCGAGAUUACUUACCCCUGAACGUAAGAAGUAAGAGAUUUGGUGGAGGGGGGUACUACGAUAGCCCAAAAGUGCUGGCGGAGCUUACCCUUCCAGCACUAAGAGAGUAUGUCCCUAGCGCCGACAUUUCUAACAACAGGAUAAGCAGAAAAUUUUAUUUUAAAGGAGAUGGUCAGUACCAAAUCUGUGCGUCUGCCCCCUUUGCAUACAUGCUGGGAGUGCUGGUGGACAAAUGGUGGACAAUUUCUAACUGCCAAUCUCAAUAUCCGAUCGAUUUACAAGCGGGUCUAUACAGUCUGUUUAUUUACACAGACAUCAUUCUGUAUCAAUCAGUCGGUGAUAGCUACUCACCGCUACUGGCAACAGUCAAAGUCUUAGGAGAUUUUGGUGAUAUGGUCAGCAUCAGAUAUCAUACAAUACAUUAUCUACCCAUGUCCAAAAAUCACAUCAAGAGCAUUCGCAUCGAGACUAAAACGGAUAGGAACAGGUGUGUGGACUCACGCUGGUAUCGGAGCAAAUCCUUGCCGUUUUGUCAGUUACUACAAGAGUCAAGUAGAGGGUACUUUGGCGGGUUUUUAUGGAACACCAGUCAUGUACGGAAGGGGCAUAGGCUCAAUAUUUUCAAGUUUAUUUCAUUUCGUGGCCCCUUUGGUGAAAAAAGGUUUCUCUGUCGCUAAAUCUCAUCUGAAAACAGCUGCCAGCAGCAUUGCCACUGGUGUGGUAACCAAAAGGUAAAGUAGUGCCAUCUGCAAAGAGACGUCUUUUGUCAUAACACCACUCGAAGCUUUUUCUGAAAUGUUACAUUUUUCAAGGUGAGGCUUUUUUUAUCCUGCACAAUGUUUCACAAAGAGAUCUCCAACACUUUUUUUCUCCAGUUAUUUAAAAAAUAGAGCACUCCAAAGUACUAGUCUGCCCUUUUUCUAAACCAAUAACUAAAUCUAACCUUUAUGUUUUGAUGGUGGGGGAUAAUCUAACAUUUACUCUAUCAUUUCCAAUAAAUCAGAUCAUAAUGAUUGCAAAUGUGAUGUGGAAUAAUCAACACUUCAAAAGUUUUUCCUUCUUAAAAGAUAUUAAAACUCAAAACUAACUUUUAUCAAUAACUGAAGAAAGUUAACUUCUUGUUGGUGCACAUUUAGCCCUCAAGUUUCAGGAAUCAAAACAUGAUUUUAUUCAUCUUAUGAUAACAGAAGAAACCCUGGAUAGAUGGCCAAGAUGCUUUCUAAAAAUAGAUAAGUAUGUUGAUCUCAUUACUAAAUGACUACCUUCAUGUGAUCAUCAAAUUGAGGUCAGAGUUCUGCUCCAUCACCUUGUGGCCCAUAGACAGACGUGGGUAAUCUAAAUCAGAGGCUCAUUGUUCACAGUUUUGCCACAGCACGCGCAGCUGCUGGCGGAGCUGUCCCUUUCAGCACCUGUUACAACAGCUGACGUGGGUGUCGCUUGUGAUUUUUAGCUGCCGGGGGGGAACAACUCACUAACUUGUCAGCUGUUUUGGCGCAGGCAUGGAAUCUGCUGGCAUCCACGAGACCACCUACAACAGCAUCAUGAAGUGUGACAUCGACAUCCGGAAAGACCUGUACGCCAACAACGUGCUGUCCGGCGGCACCACUAUGUACCCGGGUAUUGCUGACCGCAUGCAGAAGGAGAUCACUGCACUGGCUCCCAGCACCAUGAAGAUCAAGGUAACUUUGACACCAUGUUGGAUAUCUCUAUUACAUUCCUAAGUAGAGUGUAGAAUAAAGUUUUAUGGGUUAUUGUUGUUGAUGUUGGUUGUUGAUGUUUUUAAGAAGAGGCUAAGACUCACCUUUUUAACCAGACUUUUCACUAAUUGCCUUUUUUAUAUUUCUCUAAUUGCAAAUGUUCAUUUUAAUUGAAGUUCUUAAUGGUUAUUUUAUGUCAUUUUAUGAAUUAUCUCUGUUCUUCGUCUUUUUCUUAUUUCUUAGAGAUUUUUACUUUUUUUUUUUUUUUAGCCCUUUUGCAUGGUAAAGAGCUCUUACUUAUCUGUUCAUUUAAUAAUAUUUUCUUGUUUUAGUCAGUCAGGUUUUAGUCUGUCUUUUUACCGUUUUAUUUUUUAUCUUUUAUUUUUGAUCUUUGUGUCUGUGUGUGGGUCCAUGGGUGGAUGUGUGGGUGGGAGAUUUUGGUUUUAUAGUUGUCAAUUGUUGUUUUUAGCCUCUGUGAGGCACUUUGAACUGCAUUUUUGUCUGAAAAGUGCCAUAAAAAUAAAGUUGAAUCUGAUUUGUGUUUAGAUCAUCGCCCCCCCUGAGAGGAAGUACUCCGUGUGGAUCGGCGGUUCCAUCCUCGCCUCUCUCUCCACCUUCCAGCAGAUGUGGAUCAGCAAGCAAGAGUACGACGAGGCCGGACCUUCCAUCGUCCACAGGAAGUGCUUCUAA
Messenger RNA from Xyrichtys novacula (pearly razorfish), 7249 nucleotides. NCBI's taxonomy places the organism in Eukaryota, Metazoa, Chordata, Actinopteri, Labriformes, Labridae. The record is from the annotation of a GenBank genome assembly.